Molecule: messenger RNA, 3024 nt
Organism: Hipposideros armiger (great roundleaf bat)
Lineage: Eukaryota; Metazoa; Chordata; Mammalia; Chiroptera; Hipposideridae
Gene: ARMC1
Product: armadillo repeat containing 1
Exons: 7
Coding region: 252-1100 (282 amino acids)
Molecular function (GO): metal ion binding; protein binding
Source: RefSeq, a predicted model, not a curated record
GGAGGUGUCAGGGUCAUGGGGGAGAGUAUGUAGAGCCUUUUCCGCUGGCGCCCUCGCUCUUUGAGUACUAAAGUCUGGUCGUUUGCUGUCUCCGAGGCCGCGGCUGUGCGUGGAGGAGCCCGCUCCGCCCCUUCGGGUCCCUGUACCUCACCCGUUGGUGUGGCCCUGAUGAUGCGGCAGGCUCUGGACGCCUAAAGCUCUGGAGCGUCACAGAAUUGAAGAAGAUUUUGUUCAUGUGUAUGGCAUAGAAGAUGAAUUCUUCCUCCUCCACCAUGAAUGAAGAACCUGAUGCACUAUCGGUAGUUAACCAGCUACGGGACCUAGCGGCAGAUCCAUUAAACAGAAGAGCCAUUGUCCAGGAUCAGGGAUGUCUGCCUGGCCUUAUUUUAUUUAUGGACCAUCCCAACCCCCCUGUUGUCCACUCGGCUUUGCUCGCUCUUCGAUACUUGGCAGAAUGCCGUGCUAACAGAGAAAAGAUGAAAGGAGAACUGGGUAUGAUGUUAAGCUUGCAAAAUGUUAUACAGAAGACUACAACUCCAGGGGAAACAAAACUGCUGGCCUCUGAAAUCUAUGACAUUCUUCAAUCUUCCAAUAUGGCAGAUAGUGAUAGUUUCAAUGAAAUGAAUUCACGUCGAAGGAAAGCUCAGUUUUUUCUGGGAACUACAAACAAACGUGCCAAAACAGUGGUUUUGCAUAUAGAUGGUCUUGAUGAUACGUCUCGGCGAAAUCUAUGUGAAGAGGCUUUGUUAAAAAUUAAAGGUGUUAUUAGCUUUACUUUUCAAAUGGCUGUUCAAAGAUGUGUGGUGCGAAUCCGUUCAGAUUUGAAAGCAGAGGCUUUGGCAUCAGCGAUAGCAUCAACCAAGGUUAUGAAGGCUCAGCAAGUUGUGAAAAGUGAAAGUGGAGAAGAGAUGCUGGUUCCAUUCCAGGAUACACCUGUGGAAGUAGAACAGAACACAGAGCUGCCCGACUACCUGCCUGAGGAUGAGAGCCCCACCAAGGAGCAGGACAAAGCGGUGUCCCGGGUCGGCUCCCACCCAGAGGGUGGCGCUAGCUGGCUGAGCACAGCUGCAAACUUUUUAUCCAGAUCCUUUUACUGGUGACUUCAGUGUGGGGCUCAAAGACUGUGUGAACGAACAAGGGGCCAGUUUUCCAUUGUGGUGGUGAACUGUCAAGUGCAAUUUGCAAUAAGUUAUCAUGAAAAGUUUUUAGAUUACAUGAUUGCAUAUGCUGCAUUUUACAUUUUAUUGGACAUUUGCCCCACAAAGUGGUAAAAAGGACAGAGGCUACAGGUGGAGUUGCUUUGUUUAUGAAGGUAUUUUGGUUGUAUGUUCCUUUGUGUAAUUGCCUCAGUUUUUAAAAAACAUGGGUCCACUGUUAAACCAAACAUGUAUGUGCAGCUUUACAUUUUAUUUUACAUGAAGCACGUAAUUAGGAAAAACAACUUUCUCCUCAAGCCUCAGGACCUAUCUGAAGAGAAAUUUUCUUUGUAGCUCAAGUUGUGCAUGAAUUACUGAACAUUUUUCUCGCUUUUCUUCAUGAGAGAUACUUGCUUUGGUACUCUUCACCAAAAGUUGAAAACGUUUCUCAUUACCCCCCUUUUGUGCCUUUUUUAAUUUUGCCAACCAUGAUUAUAGAAAGGACAUUACUAAUGACAUUUUGUGAAUUAAAAUAUAUUAAUUUGAAUGUAGCAGUCCCUUAAAAAUACAACUCUGCAAAAACUUUGCAGUCUUAGUUAUUAUCAUUUUAAUAAGAUGAACCCAGAAUCAUUGAAGAAGAAGGAAACACAUCUCUCAGCAAAGUGCUAUUGAGACUGUUUGAAUGGGACCAAAUGUAGGUCCAGUGAAGUGCUGUUCCAUUUGGUUUAUAUCAGCUCUUGCGAGUUCCAUCCACUGUAAUAUUGGGAGCAACUAUAAAUGGUCUCUGGGCCUUACUUUGUGAUCGACUACACGCUGUCCCCUGGUAGAAAAAAAAUAAGUAAUAAAGGACUGACAAACUUGAAAAAAGAAAACAAAAAUUGGAUGCCUAUAUGCCAUAGUGCCAUUUGGUAAAGUUUAACCGUAACACAUGAAUUGCUUGGCAGAUAGAUUCCUCUUCAGUAGGUGUUUCCUUGUAUCACCUUUUAUGAAUUUAUUAUGAACUUACAGUCGGAUUGAAUGAAAAAAGACUCAAAUUAGUGCUUAUAAAGAAAUAAAGCCAGCAUUGGUCUACUUAAUCUUGUUUCUCAUGUCCAGCCAGAAAAAAAAGAACUUCAGUGAAGGUAAGAUAAAUAAAUAUAAAUAUAUAUACAUAUAUAUUUUUGGUAGAUAAGAGCUCAUUACAUAUAUGUAAUGCUUUAUUGCAUUUCUGGAAUAUUUGGCAACUAAAAUUUUCCUUUUGGAAAUCAACUAAAUCCAGAAAAAUUUUAAUGCUAAUACGAUUAAAAACUAAUAGGAAGAAAUUGAAAUUUUUUUCAUCAACCUGUAGAGCUGCUGUUUUACUACUUGGAGAAUGUGAAAUGAAAGUUGGACCCUGGAAGAUUUCCUUGCAUUUUCAUCACUUCUCUUUUAGAGAAAAUUAAAAGCAUCCAGUGUCUCUGGAGAAAAAUUACUGUAUAAUACUUCACCAACAAGAAUCUCGAGUUCACAAACAUUGUGACCUGGAGGAAGGGGUAUCGAGGGUAAUGGGAAUGAUAGUUUCUCAUAUGUCUGGGCUCCGAUUCGGGUGACACGCGCAACUGAAAACAUAAGCUUUCAGGGCAUGUAUUUCUUUAAAUGUGUAAUACAACUUGCUUCCAGAACCAGACGUGUUGAAAAAAGAAAACAAAACCACCUCCUUUCUAUAGCCAUUAAAACAAAGUUUACUGUUCCGUUUUAACAAGCUUAUAUUUUAUUUUGCAUCGCCACACAUCUGCUUAUUUAAAAAACUACAUCAUUUUGGUAGCAGUGGUUCAAUACAAGUAGGUACUACAGCUUGAUGUUGUGUGUUCUGAUUCUAAGUGUUCUUUUAUUUCCAGGUCUAAUAAAAGGUAACAUAAUUAAAAUUGAA